This is a messenger RNA of Necator americanus (New World hookworm), 420 nucleotides long. RefSeq lists its product as uncharacterized. Lineage: Eukaryota; Metazoa; Nematoda; Chromadorea; Rhabditida; Ancylostomatidae. The record is from RefSeq and is a predicted model, not a curated record. The transcript has a single exon. Bases 1 to 420 code for a protein of 139 amino acids.
AUGGCGAAAGAUUUCCAUGCAUUGCAAAAAGGUGCUGUCAUCCAGCACAUCUCCAAAGCCUCUAACCUGAAAGGUCAACUGCAUGAAGGGAGCAUGGAAUCUUUGGCAACAACCAUUCGUUUCGUCACGGUGUACUGCCGAAUAAUAUCAACCGAACUCCAACAAGCCGCUCUAUCCAGACUUCUGCGAUAUCUCUGUGUGCCUUUUGCUGCACUGCAGGAAACACGCAUGAGAGAUCGGCCGGUCAUCAGCAUCGAAAAUUACACCACAUACUGCGGCGAUGCUGAACAAAGUAGGUGGCUGCGCGAUAGCUGUGAGGAACGACUACAAGAACCUGGUGGAAAAAAUAUGGCUCAACGUCGUUUAGAUACGCCUUUCUACGACUGCAGGAUCGCAGAGGAUGUAAACUCUAGAUCGUAA